Messenger RNA from Amaranthus tricolor (Joseph's coat), 668 nucleotides. RefSeq lists its product as uncharacterized. The record is from RefSeq and is a predicted model, not a curated record. The coding region runs from base 63 to 389 and encodes 108 amino acids. Lineage: Eukaryota; Viridiplantae; Streptophyta; Magnoliopsida; Caryophyllales; Amaranthaceae. The transcript has 2 exons.
AAUAAACAAUAUUAUGAAAUAAAAAAAACUGAGAAAUUUGAUUGUUAUAAUUUAUCCUCACAAUGAAAAGAUUUGUAGUUCUCCCUACACUUUUGGCGUUCAUUGUUCUCGUCAAUAUUCGGGGUACAUUUGGAGAUGAGACCUAUUCAGAUUUUUUACCUAUUUGGGAUUCUAUAGAAGUUGGAGGUGCACCAGUUGGAUCACCUGAUCCGGUAGCAUCACCUGACGGUGGCGACGUGUAUCAGGAGAGAGGGGAGGAACCACCAUGUAUGCAGACGGACACUGCAUGUAAUGACGAACAGUGCACUGUUAAUUGCCAAAAGCUUUAUGGUCAAGAUGGAGGAUGUAUGGUGGUUCCUGAUAAUAACAUAUGUUGUUGUGGUAUUUAAUACCCCUACCUCAUUAGAAUGUGGCCUUUGGUAGGUAGGUAAAACAUAAUGUUAUUUCCCUUAUUUUCUUAUUGGGGAGACAUGCAUUUUCAUAGUUUUUCCUCUUUUUGAAAUAGUGAUUCAUAAUUUACUUUUAAUUUUUUUUGAUCCAAUGUUUACAAUGAAAAAGUUUUUAUUUUCCUUUGGGAGUUUAUUGUAUUAUCAGUGGAAAUUAUGAUAUUUUAUCAACUUAAAUAUAUAGUAUAUAUGUACUUUAAAGGUAGGGUCGACUAUGUAGCA